Molecule: messenger RNA, 2115 nt
Organism: Didymella exigua CBS 183.55
Lineage: Eukaryota; Fungi; Ascomycota; Dothideomycetes; Pleosporales; Didymellaceae
Exons: 1
Coding region: 1-2115 (704 amino acids)
Biological process (GO): DNA repair
Source: RefSeq, a predicted model, not a curated record
AUGGAUGUCUUUACCUCAAACCCAUCACUCAGCAAAGAAGAACUACGCAACAUCGCUGACAAACUCCUCGCUCAUCGCACCUACGGUCCUCCCAAGCCAGAGCCUAUCGGACAGCCAACAGUCUGGGCCGAUGCACGCAUGGAUCUCUGCGAAACCCUGCACUACUUCCGCAGCUAUCAAGGCGCUUGCCACUCCACCGGCGGCUUCGUGCGAGGCUUCAUGUUCGACAAGGUAGCCCAUCUGCGCGACUACAUCGACAGCAACGUGGUCAUCGCGCGCGCGGGUGGAGGGCAAGUCAAAGACAAGGAGUCCGGUGAGAUGAAGGCCUCCGGGGACCAAGUCGAGGGUACCACGAGCCAGAACCUACGGAACUGCAUGGCCCAUUACAAUCCCGUGGUCAUCAUCACGGGAGCGGACAACCCGCACAUGCCAAGCCAGCCUCCGCAUCAGUACUGCGUCCUUGACUACUUCAAGCCCACGCACAUCUGGACUGAGAAGAGCGGGAAGAGCAACAUCGUACGCUACCGGCUCGAGAAACUCAACGCGCAAAAGAUCUCCUGGUGGUCUCCAAAAACCCACCCAGACACCAUUGCGCUCGGCUCUCUCCCACCACCAUUCGUCAGAUCGUGUGGCACUUGCGCGAAAGAGUCGACCCAGAUCUAUCUCAACGGCUGGAUGUGUCUCUCGCCUAGCUGCCCCAGCUUCUGGCUCAUCCUGCCCUCCAGCGCAGACUCGCCGCACACUUCGCCCCGCGAGCCCGCCGAAGCAGACUUGACCUACGACCCGCGCUUCCUCAAAGCGCACACCCCCUGGCCCAACGAUGCCCACGAAUACACCCUCAAGCCUGUCCCGGCCUCGCUCUCCCACCACGACGUGCCCGGCGAAGACACAUCCGAGGCCUUCACCCGCGGCCUCGUGUGCCCCGACUGCGGCCGCUGCACUCCGCGCCUGUCCUGGAGCGGAUGGGAGUGCCCGUGCAGCUGGACCUACAUGCUACCACACACCCUCAUUCCCGCGCUAUCGAUCCGCGAACCGCUGUGGCCGCUGAGUGACGCAUACACGUGCAGCCGCGACACACACUCGCCGCUCGUCCGCGUGUCCGUCUCCUUCGCCCACGGCUACCGCGUGAACCGCUACGCCAUCCCCGGCAUCGACGGCUUCGUCACGCACAUGAUCGCCAACCAGACCGUGGUGCAGGAGCGCGGCGGCCCGGACGACAUGUUCGAGGCGCUGCAGGGUCUCGACAUCGGGCUGCGGCGGCGCCCGCUCGAAGGCGCCAUGCUAAAGGGCGGCCUGUUCACGCGCCACCUAGCCGUCAACUACGGGAUGCCAUACAAAUUCAUCGCAGCAACAGCCUCGCACGCGUUCCCCGCGCCAUCACACCCCGUCAGCGCCGCACGCUCACGGCUCACAUGGGCAGCGCGGCACUGUCUCUCCGCCGCAUCACACCAGGACCGAGCAGCCUUCACCACACACCCCUUCAACGAAGUCCUCGCCCUCUGCUAUUUCGAGUCCCAGCGCAUCAGCUACCACGACGACGGCGAAUCCGGUCUCGGGCCCACAAUCGCCACCCUCUCCCUCGGCGCGCCCGGUUUGAUGCGCAUCCGCCUCAAAGCCAAACACCACCACGGCGUCAGCAACGCGGGGGUAUACACACCCGCCUCGCCAGUGCCGGGCUGCAUCGCAUACAAAGCCCGGCGCGCGCUGGCACCUGACCUCGCACUGCUUAAGGGGCAGAUAAGUCCAACCGCGUUCCGGCACAGACUCAAGCAGAUCCCGCACGAACUGGGGCUGACAGCGCGCGGCACCGCGCGUGAUGUUCUCGCCCUCCAUGUUGCGCAUGGAGAUGUGGUUGUUAUGCAUGGACGCGCGCUGCAGGCGUAUUAUGAGCAUUCUGUUGAGCAUGCGGGGAAGUUGCGGUUUGCGCUUACCGCGCGGUAUAUUGAUCCUGAGUCGCUUGGGGAGGGGGAGGGGCCGGGUUAUGUUGUUGGAGGGGAUGAGGGGGGGUAUGAUGGGGGGAUGCUCAGGGAGGGUAUGCGGGUGGUGCAGAAAGGAGAUGAAGGUGCGGAUGCGGUUGAAAAUGAUGGGGGGAGCGCGACGCAGCACUCGCUCUAA